CCGGUGAGCAUCAGUUCGGGAUUAUUAUGCAACCAUGACCAAACAGUCCGCAUCCUGUUCGAUCUCACUGACCAAUAUGGUGAAGAACAGCAAAAGCCGCCGGAAAUCGUCCCGUUCGCUUAAUAGCACCCCGGAAAGCUUCGAGGGCGAGCAGGUUUUGCCACCGGUGUUUCAAACCAGUGGAGGGGCAGGAGGAGGUUCCCGUUGCUAUCAAUCCUCGCUGCGAAGUUACAACAAAUGGUCUCCGACGGAACAAGGUGCGACGCUGGUUUGGCGUGAUUUGUGCGUGUACGCGACCGGGUGUAAAAAUGGUGGAUCGAAUGGAAACGGGGGUGGUCAAAGUCCGAUAAAGCGAAUUAUUAAUAAUGUUAGCGGAGCGGUCACCCCCGGAACGUUGAUUGCCCUGAUGGGUUCGAGUGGAGCGGGCAAAAGUACGCUCAUGUCGGCACUGGCUUACCGGACGCAGCCGGGGACCGUCGUACAGGGUGAUGUGCUUGUGAAUGGACACCCGAUCGGUCCGUACAUGUACCGGUUGAGUGGAUUCGUGCACCAGGAUGACCUUUUCGUGGGUUCGCUGACCGUUGGCGAGCAUCUGUACUUCAUGGCGAAGCUGAAACUCGAACGAAGCGCCAAUCGGAAGCACUCGGCUCGGUUGAUUCAGGAGCUGCUGGAGAGAACGGGAUUGACGAAGUGCGUCGACACGAGAAUCGGGGAGGUUGGUGAGGGUAAGAUGCUGUCCGGUGGGGAGAAAAAACGUCUGGCGUUUGCUACGGAACUGCUCACCAAACCGACGAUUUUGUUUUGCGAUGAACCAACGACGGGGCUGGAUUCGUUCAGUGCACAAAACCUCGUGUCGACGCUGCAAAUGUUGGCAAAACGGGGCACUGCCAUUAUCUGCACGAUCCACCAGCCCUCAAGUCAGCUGUUCUCGAUGUUCGAUCAGGUGAUGCUCCUGGCCGAUGGUCGGGUUGCCUACGCGGGGAAGCCAAAUGAUGCGUUGACGUUCUUUGAGCAACACGGCUACAGUUGUCCCUCCAACUAUAAUCCAGCUGAAUUUCUGAUUGGAGUUCUGGCUACGGCCCCGGGUUAUGAGAAGGCAUCACAGCGAUCCGCCCAACGACUGUGCGACCUGUUCGCGGUCAGUGAAGCGGCCAGUCAGCGCGACGUUCUCAUCAAUCUGGAAAUGCAUAUCGCAGAAAGUUCCGAUUUCAAGGUGAAAGAUACGAAUAAUCUCCUCCGAAAACCUCUGUGGGUUUCGACCGUGUUCUGGUUGACCUAUCGUGCUUUUCUGACGGUGGUGCGGGAUCCCACGGUGCAGUAUUUGAGGCUUCUGCAGAAAAUUGCAAUCGCUCUCAUGGCAGGGCUCUGCUUUACCGGUGCCAUCAAGCUAGACCAGCUCGGGGUUCAAGCCAUUCAAGGAAUUCUGUUCAUCUUCGUCUCGGAGAACACUUUCUCCCCGAUGUAUUCAGUCCUGUCAGUGUUUCCGGAAACUUUUCCACUGUUCAUGCGAGAAACAAAAUCCGGACUGUAUCGAACCUCUCAAUACUACGUAGCCAACAUGUUGGCGAUGCUUCCGGGGUUGGUGCUGGAGCCGUUGGUUUUCAUCGUCAUUGCCUACUGGUUGGCGGCAUUGCGUCCCUCUUUAAUGGCUUUCCUGGUAACGGUUAUCGCGUCAAUGCUGGUUAUGAAUGUUUCCACCGCUUGCGGGUGCUUCUUCUCGGCUGCCUUUAGUUCGCUUCCGCUAGCUAUGGCCUACCUGGUGCCCUUCGAUUACAUACUCAUGAUCACUUCCGGAGUGUUUAUUCAGCUGGGUUCGAUGCCGGUUGCGAUCUCCUGGAUGCCGUACAUAUCCUGGAUGAUGUACGCAAACGAAGCGAUGUCGAUUGCCCAGUGGCAAGGAAUCACCAACAUAACAUGUUCCGAGGAGGAUCCCAACCUGCCGUGUCUACGAACUGGUGACCAAGUUCUGGCACACUACAGCUUUGAAGAGGCGCACCUCUGGCGAAAUAUCUGGGCAAUGGUGGUCAUUUAUUUCUGCUUCCACGUGCUCGGGUGUUUGUUUUUGUGGCGCAAGACGAAACAUUAGUGGAAUUGAUUGCAAUAAACUUUUUU
Messenger RNA from Wyeomyia smithii (pitcher-plant mosquito), 2112 nucleotides. Its product is annotated as protein scarlet-like. The record is from RefSeq and is a predicted model, not a curated record. The transcript has 4 exons. Gene Ontology annotation, molecular function: ATP binding; ATP hydrolysis activity; ABC-type transporter activity. Gene Ontology annotation, cellular component: plasma membrane. Lineage: Eukaryota; Metazoa; Arthropoda; Insecta; Diptera; Culicidae. The coding region runs from base 35 to 2086 and encodes 683 amino acids.